Amoebophrya sp. A25 is the source of this 5380-nucleotide messenger RNA. Lineage: Eukaryota; Dinophyceae; Syndiniales; Amoebophryaceae. The record is from the annotation of a GenBank genome assembly.
AGAUGAAUAUGCAAGUGUUGAUGACGAGAUAUCACUAGAAGGACAUCAUGGAAUUUUUAUCCUAGACGAGUGUGAGCGGUAGGCUGUCGUCUUGAGCUCACUAUGUCAUAAUGUCAUCUGUCUAAGUAUCUCUCCUGUCUCUAAGAUUGCGAUUGCCUAUUCACGAAGACUCCGUCCGAAUAAUCUGUGAACCAGUCAGACGAACGAGUUGUAUAACUCGCGUGAAAUCCCGUCCCUCUUCCCGUAUCCUCUUUGAGUUAUUCCAUUUUUAUCCUCUCACGUGGAGCAUUUCCACGUUCUUACUUUCCGUCUUGGUAAGUAACCAAGUUAAAUGAGUACUUAGGCAUCGGAUGUGACUCAUCCCUAGCAUUAGAGUUUACGCCUGCAUCUUCCAGGAGGUCUUAUUGUAAAGGUACACAGGAGUAGUGCUGAUAGCCAGCACCCUGUGUGGCACAUCAUUGUAAUUUUUCCUAUUUCCAUUCGUAUUGAUUCCCAUUUUCUAUUCACAUUUCUACUGCGAUUUUUAUCACUUGUCUCUUUUCAAAGAAGUACAAUCGAGCGGCGCUUCACUCAGGACUUCUUUCCUUCACGAUGUUGUCCCGAGGGAGUGGGAAGAUUCCUAUCCGGCCAGCACGACCACGUUCUGCUUACCCGCAUACCUACAAGCGUCGGUUUCCUGCAAAAAGUCAGAGGUGGUUCACAUCCACGGCCACGGUUCCAGCGAAUGGCACGAAGUACGACGCCAUCAUAGUUGGGGGUGGCGUUGCUGGUGUGAACAGCGCCAAUGCGUUCGCGAAGCGGGGACAGAAAACCCUUUUGCUCGAGCAGAACUCCCUCACUAGCGGUUCCACUUGGCACGCUGCAGGACUAAUCACGCACUUCAAAGGCAACCCUUUAGUAGCAGAAUUGGCGGAAUAUGGCGGACGAGUGUAUCGUGAACUCCAAGAGAGAGGGCAAGACAUUGGGUGGCACCCGACUGGGAGCUUGGGAAUUGCGCGGUCAGACGAGACAGCAGAAGCCUUACUGGGAGCCUUGCAGGGCUGCCGCUACAUGGGCCAUGAGCAUCGAUUGCUGUGGGACUUGAAAGAAGCACAAAAAAUCCAUCCCUUCCUCGAGAAUCCGGGAGGCGACUUUAGAUUGGGUACCUACUUGCUUUAUACUUAUAAGUCUCCGGCCGCUUCCCCUCCAGCUCCAGUACCGAUAGUCUCCGACCGUUUUCUUGCGGAAACGCACGGGAAGGUCCCCGGGCAUACUUCCAGAAAAGAAGCCGGAAAAAUUCCCGACGGGGGUAUGGGCGCAAGUGUGGGAUAGAAGUCGGACGAAAGAAGACGGACGAAAGACAUCCGGCCGACGACACGCAACGCCAUCAGCCGGACGAAAGACGUCAGCCGGACGAAAGGCGUCGGCCUGACGAUAGAAGAAAGAUAGACGGUCUGACGAAGGGCGUCGGUCUGACGAAAGGCGUCGGCUUUCCGAGAGGCUGACACCCCUCCGGCAGGCGACGCCUCUGUCUCUCACCGACGGAAGACGAAGGAGAGAGAGUCUUGCACGUGGAGAGACCCAGCCAGCGCGGCCAUGCGUUGCCUUUUCUUGGCUCGUCAAGGUCCCCAUGCCCUCGCUCUUGCCUGCCACCGCGGGCCGGCUAUAAGCAGUGGGCCCUGCGGGUCCGUCCUUCUGCGUGUCUGGUGGUUCUCUUCUAGUUUUUUGUUGGAUUGCCGUGGGGGUCUUGCAAAUUCCGAAGAAUUUGCGUGACCCUCCCGGUAGUCCAAUAAAGAGCCAAAAGAAGCCCGCCUAUCUUCCCAUGGAUCGACGUAGCUAAGUAUCGUAUGUGAGUGCCAGCAGUCUCGCCAUAGUCAGCUCAUCAUGGUGCACUACCCAGCCCGCGGGCUGUCUGUAGCUGUAGCUAGCCUGUGGGCGAAGAACUAGAAGUGCGAAAUUUGGAGCCGGGCGAAGCUUGUGGAGGCUAAUUCUAUUAGAUUUAGAGUCAGCUUUAGGCUGGGGCUCGAGUUUGGACGUUGAAAAUACCGCUUGCUACAGAUGCUAUGUAGUAAACUUCUACUUGCUCUAGAUGUUGAAAGCUUCCCAAUGAACCACUUUGCUUCAGCUAUCCACUCUCCGAACGAUGGUAUCGUGAAUCCCGCGGACUGCACGAUGGCUGUCGCGAAGCAGGCUAGAGAGGCCGGCGCAGAAAUAAGGGAGGGGCUUCGCGUGGUCGGAUUCGGUCUGUCUCCUUGCCGCACUCGGAUUGUGUCUGUCCGCUUUGUGCCCAACGACGCGACGACGGGAGAAUUGAAGGGGGUUGACUUCUCAGCUGCGGAUGUGCAAGAGGUUUUUCUGAACCCAGGAGCAGCGAAUGGAGGAAAUGUCGUCAUUGCAGCGUCCGCGUGGACCAGGGGUUUGUGCCGCGACGAGCUUCAGGAAUACUUGCCCUUAGGCUACGCUCCCCACCAGUACACCAUUUUCAACCGAAUUGAGGGCGUCUCGAACAAGUUGCCGGUAGUGCGCGACUACGUCGGCAAGUACUACUUGAAGCCGGAGGUAGGCGGCUUGAUGGUUGGUGUUUUCGAGGGACAGCCGAUUCCGAAUGGCAUCCCAGAUUUCGUGCUUGAGCGCAGUGUCACGGGAUACGUCCCGGCCGAUGCCUCGCACGAACUCUUUGAGGAGUCUUUGGAAAAAGCAGGACCCGAGUUUGAGGACGCGGUGAACCAGUUUCCAGUAUUGCAGGAAACAGAAAUCAAGCAGUGGCUGCACGGUCCGGAUACGCACACUCCUGAUCACUCCAUCCUCGUCGGUCCUCUGAUCGGGCUGGAUAACGCUUUUUCGGCGGGAGGAUUCAACUCACAGGUACUUAGGACUUCACUAUUUUCGAUGCCACGAAGAUAUUGUUCUGUUAUCAGGAGUGUUCAUUGGAUGGAGGAAGUAAAGUCUCAGAUGGUAAUCAACAAGUACCAAUCAGUGUGUGACUUCCGAUCUUCCAUCGCCUCAGUGUUAAUAUCUAAUUACCCUUCUUAAUUCACUUUUCUUCUAUAAUUUUACAGGGUAUUCAAUGCGGUCCCGGAGUCGGCGUCGCGCUUUCGGAGUGGGCAUUAGAUGGGUAUCCACGUUCCUUUUCGAACCAUUUCGAGGGUGCUAAGUUGGCCCGUUUCAACCCGGAUAUCGCAAACAACGACGAGUGGUGCGCCUAUCGUGCUUUGGAGUCUUAUGGUGGCACUUUCGAGCCCCACUUUCCGCGCGAGGCUGAUGAAAGUGUGCGGGGUCUGGCGAUGAAGUCGCCUUUCCAUGAUCAACUAAUUGCCGGCGGCGGCGUCUUCAGCGAAGCCUUCGGGUGGGAACGGCCGAUGUAUUUUGAGGCUGGGAACAAGGACUUGCAUAGCAAAGGUCCCACCGAAUGGAUGAAUCUGACACCACAUCCGACAAGCGCUACGUCCGUGCCGCGUGAUCAGCUCGCAUUUGCGUAUAAGGACUCGGCUUGGUUUGCGCGCGAACAGCACGAGGCGCGACACUGCCGCAACGAGGCUGUAGCGUUCGACAUGACGCCGUUCGGAAAAGUGGUCGUGAAAGGCAAGGACGCGACCAAAUUGGCGAACUUCGCCGUCUGUGCAGACGUGGUAAAUGCGGAGAAGAACAUCGUCUACACGUGCUUUGCAAAUGAUAGCGGCGGCAUUUUGGGCGAUCUCACAGUGUGUCGCAUUGCGGCAGACGAGUACUACUGCGUAGUCCCUGCGGCUGACCCCUUCGAGUUCCUUCGACACCUUCGAGUGUGCCGCGACCAACUGGCCAAAGAAGAAGGCACUGGCGGUAGCGCAGUCGACGUCGAAGUAGCGCAUGUGACACGAGACGUGGGCACACUCGCCGUAAUGGGUCCGAAGACUCGCGGGAUCUUCGAGAACAUGUACCCAAAUACUAAGUUUGACGACGGAAGCUUCCCGUUUUCGACGAUGCAAGAUUUAGAACCGGGUGUCCGCGCCCUGCGCGUGUCGUUCGCAGGCACGUUAGGUUGGGAAUUGCACGUCGAGAACGCCAAGGCAGGCGACGUCUACAAACGUGCGUUCGAGGCGGCGAAGAAGGCUAACGUGGAUCUGCAGAACGCGGGGAUGUUUUCGCUGUUGAACUCGUUGCGCAUCGAGAAGGCUUUCCCGCACAACGGCCACGACACGUUUCCGCUCGUCACCCCCAUGGAAGCGGGACUGGCGUUCUGCGUGGACAUGAAGAAACCGGGAAAAUUCCGCGGCUUCGACGCAUUGAAGGAGCGAAGGAAGGCCGGCGCCAGACAGCGCAUUUGCAGUUUCGUCUUGGAAGACGCUGAUGCCUCACCGCACGGGCACUAUGCGGAAAUUAUCUACCGUCGUAACCCAGCCACAGGCGAAUUCUCGCAAAAGUGCGGCUACUUGACCAGCGGUGGCUACUCGCACACGCUGGAUAAGCCAAUUGGCCUGGGGUUCGUCAGCAUGGAGGCUGAGUCGGCGGAGACGAGAAAAAAGCCGAAAAAGUGGCUGGAAAGCGGAGAAUACGAGAUCGAGUUGGUGAAGAGUGGCAAGAUCACACGCACGCCUGCAAAGUGCGUUAUGGGCGCUGUUGUCAAAUAAAAAGGCUUAUAUUUUAAGCUUAGUGUAAUAUUCUCUUCCGAGUCCUGUUUAGAGAGAUGGGAUUGGGAAGAAAAGUAAGUUUUUAUGGUAGUUAUAGUAACCUUUCUCUUUACAUUUACUUAUACCAUCUGACGGAUCUUCGUCUCAUCUUUACUGAUAUCUCUUUGCUGACAUCGUCGGUACAAUCUGCAAAAGGGACAACUUUCUAUACCCUUUUUAUUAUUCUAACUACAACUACUACUUGAUUGUCAAUGUCCUGUACAGCUUACCUACCCCGGAGAACGCAUCCCUUGGGGCGGAAAGAUACAACUAGUUUCAUAUCAUGAUUAGGCCGCUUCUUGGGGCUUGCGUAUUUCCAUUUCUAGUCCUAUCUAAUAAAUAUGCCAUCUUACCAAUCUGGGCCAUUUUACACCGACCUCUACUUCCGCACGUGUUCGAGGUAGAAAAUUUUUAGAACUCUUAGAACCAACUGUUUGCAAUUCCGGUUGAUUUAACUUAUCACUUUGCAGUAAGUACUAGAAUGAAGUGCUGGUCGUUUGGAGAUUAUUUCAGAAAAGAUCGUAGCACUUUCCGCACGCUCCGUGGAACGUUAGUCAAAGAAGCUUUUUGAGAUUUUGAUUAUUGCACAUGGUCGUCAUAUUAGAAGAGUUUAGUAGACACCAGAGUAGAACAAGUAAUGCAGUAUUUCGAUGCAAUUUCAGUCCUGGAGUAAAGUUAUUUCAAAAUCGCGGGGUGGUGCUCUGCAAGUGUAGAUAAGUUUAGCUUGAUUGAACAUCAGAAAGCGCAACAAAAAA